Anopheles funestus (African malaria mosquito) is the source of this 668-nucleotide messenger RNA. RefSeq lists its product as uncharacterized. The record is from RefSeq and is a predicted model, not a curated record. The transcript has 2 exons. Bases 1 to 645 code for a protein of 214 amino acids. NCBI's taxonomy places the organism in Eukaryota, Metazoa, Arthropoda, Insecta, Diptera, Culicidae. Gene Ontology annotation, molecular function: odorant binding.
AUGCAUCUGUGUUCACGAACCUUUUGGUUGGUCCGUUGGCGUACUUGCGAUCAGUGGAUCAUUUUCAGUUGUAGUCGAUUGCUCCCCGAGUUUAGUACGUCUGUGAUUGAAGUUGUCAUCAUGAAGCGGUUGAGAAAUCAUGGUACUGUUCUAUUGAGUCUAUCUGUGCUGUUGAUAGUUGCUGCUGGUGGUAAUGUUGGUGCACAAACGGUGGCCGAUUGUGUGAGGCUUGCUCCAGAGUCAGCCAGAAGCACAGUCUGCGAUGUCCGGCAGUAUCGUGCAACGCGUGGUGUCGAUGCAGAUCAGUACAUACAGUGUGCUUUAGCUGCCUUAGGAUUUGUUGAUGAAAAUGGUUCAAUUCAGAGGAACAUCAUUCUAACUGCAUUGGAUGCAGUCGAAAACCACGAUGGAGUAUACACCGAUAGUGUGGACGCUUGCCUAUCGAAGGCGAAAAAACUUUCCGGAGUUGAGCGUUCCGGUGCAUUCUACUGCUGCAUGCUCCGUACCGAGUCGGCACAAAACUUUAAGGACGCUGUCGAACUUCAGGAGCUAAAAUCGGCAUCGAAAUGGUCCGAAGGUGAACGCUUCGAUCGUUCCAAAGUGCAGCAAAUGAUGCGGGAAGUGAACAAUCAAUUAAAGUGUUAAUAAAAUGCACCAUUCCAUUUCAA